CGCACGCAUCUACACCCACUCACAAAUGUACACUCACACACACACACAGAAAGCAUCACUGGCUCAGAAACCACACGUGAUAUGGAGAGAGCACAGCGCUGAAGUGAGUGAUUUCAAUCCACGUCUUUCAUUUACUGUUUUCAUUCCCUAUAUACAUCUACCAGCAGGUGCUUUACAGAAAGGAGUCCAUCCACAGGGCUAAAAAAUGAACCAAAGCGCAGGAGCCGCGCAACACAGUCGGAGAUACUCCAGUGAUGAGAAUGACACUGCUCCUAUUGUAACCGAUAGGAAUUGGAAGGGCAUCGGUAUCUCCCUCUUUGUUAUUCUAGUUGUGCUUUCACUCAUCGGACUAUCAAUAUAUCUGCUAUCAAAAGAUGACAGUGGAAAGUUUCUCGGAUCACAGUUGAGUCUGGAUGACAUCUUGGAAAGGAACUUCCAAAUAUAUGAUCCUGACGCAAAGUGGAUCAGUGAAAAAGAAAUCAUCUUCAAUAAUUGGGAUGGAGAUUUACUGAAAAUCAACACAGAAAGCAACAAGACAGAGCUGUUGAUGAAAAACACAACUUUUUCCACCUUUAAAGCCUCAAAGUUUGCAGUUUCUCCAGAUCUGAACUUUAUUCUACUGGGAUACGAUGUCAAGCAGGUCUAUCAACACUCUUUCAUGGCAUCUUAUCUAAUCUACAACCUGUACACAAGAGAAGUGAUGGAGCUAAAUCCUCCAGAAGUCUCCAAUUCAGUCCUUCAGUUUGCUUCAUGGGGUGUUGGUGGUCAGCAGCUGAUAUACAUUUUCGAAAACAACAUUUACUACCAAUCAACUGUUCAGAGCAGCUCAUGGAGACUUACAUCAUCUGGACAGGACGGUGUCAUUUUCAAUGGUAUUGCAGACUGGCUAUAUGAAGAGCAAGUUUUGCACACUCAAGCAGCUCACUGGUGGUCACCUGAUGGCACAAGACUUGCUUACCUGGCUGUCAAUGAUUCCCUGGUCCCAAACAUGCUCCUGCCCCGUUACAUGGGUUCUGCUUAUCCAAGGGGCAAAGAGUACCCAUACCCAAAGAUGGGUCAAAUCAAUCCCACUGUAUCUCUUUAUGUUGUUUUGCUUGAUGGAAGCUCCCAAACAACUGAACUGUUCCCUCCGAACAGUCUUGUAAAGAGUGAAUACUACAUCACCAUGGUGAAAUGGGUGACAGUAGACAAGCUGGCUGUUCGCUGGUUAAAUCGAGCACAAAACAUGUCCAUUCUUUCGCUCUGUGACAUACACACUAUUGAAUGUACCAAGACACAUGUGAUGAUGUCAGAUAAGUGGCUAGACGGACAGACUGAAGAGCCAAUGUUUUCGAAGGACCGCACAAUAUUCUUCAUGGCAUUGCCAAUAAAACAAUUUGAACUUGGAACAUUCCGACACGUGACUAUGAUCUCCAACCAAGGAGAAGAUGUGAAAGUUCUCCCCUUGACCUCAGGAAGUUGGGAGGUCUCUCAAAUUCUGGGUUAUGAUGAGAGCACUGAAUUUGUUUAUUUCCUAAGUAAAGAGACAGGAACAACACAGCAACAGUUAUACAGGGUCUUAGCUGUGGAGCCAUUUCAAAAAGAAUGCCUCACCUGCUCUCUCUUCAAGUCACGAUGCACUUACUACAAUGCUGUCCUGAACAGCAACUAUCAGUAUGUUCUUCUCCAAUGCAGAGGCCCUGGAAUACCCCAAACUACUGUGCACCGAUUGGAUAAACUAAAAGAUUUCAUGACUCUGGAGAGAAACACAGUAUUACAGGAGACUCUCAUCAACCGGAAAUUACCAAAACGGGAAAAACGAACUGUUAAAAUCAACAACGUUGCUCUUCGUAUGGAGCUACUUGUCCCCAAUGAUUUUGAUGAAACAUAUAAACAUCCAGUACUUCUUAUUCUUGACAGUACGCCUGGUGGUGAGACUGUGAGCGACCGCUUAAGCAUCAGUUGGGAUUCCGCACUUGUCAGUUCAGCGAACGUCAUCGUGGCUCGACUGGAUGGUCGAGGAAGCAGCCUCCAGGGCCAGAAGGUCCAGCAUGGGGUCCACCAGCGAUUGGGCACUGCUGAUGUUGCUGAUCAGAUUGCAUUUAUAGAACACCUCAUCAAGCUCCCAUAUAUUGAUGGGAAUAAUGUUGCAGUUUAUGGAAAGGCAUAUGGGGGCUAUCUUGCAUCAAUCUUAUUACUCUCCUACAGCUCAACUUUCACUUGUGGAAUAGCAGUUGCCCCCAUAGUAAACUGGAGACUACAUGGGUCUGCUCUCACGGAGAAAUAUUUUGGAUAUCCACCUAAAGAAGAUCACAAAUACCAGGUUUCAAGUCUACUCAGUAACAUCACAGGACAUGGUCCAUUGAAAUUUCUUAUUAUCCAUGGCACAGCAGAUGCCACUGUUCAUUUCCAGCACACUGCUGAAUUGAUCAAAUUCCUAUCUUCAUCUAAUUUUAACUACACACUCCAGAUUUUCCCCGAUGAAGGACAUGAUAUUGCAUCCGCCAAGAGCCAGCGCUACAUGCUAAACUCUGUGUUCACUUUCUUCAAAGACUGUUUUGAGAAGGAAAAUGUGGUCGAGCAGCAGAAAUCGAAAGAUGAUGACUAAGAUGUAGAACUGCCUGCUGAAAAACUGUUGGAUGGUUCAAAGAAUGUACCUGCAAGCAUGAUCAAACACUUUUGCACUCAACUACUAAAGGGCUGACAUCUUCAAAAGCAAUCUAAAAUGACUUGUGGAAACAUAAAGCCAAAUGGAACACAGCACUAUUUUUUUGCUAGAUGCAUGACAAGUUCAUAAUAAUAAUGAUUGUUUUAUUCCAUUAACCUGGUUGUAAUAAUGUUGUCUGUAAAAAUCUAAAACAUGUUAUAAAGGCUAUACUGAAAAGAAAAUAAGUCCUUGACGAGAAAUAAUUGUACAGUCAACAAAGUGGUAAUGUUACUAGAAUACAACUGUAUUUUUUUGACAGGAUGAAGUGACAUGUAAUGUUAAUCAAAUAAAAUCUUAAUACUAG
Messenger RNA from Corythoichthys intestinalis (scribbled pipefish), 2990 nucleotides. RefSeq names its product inactive dipeptidyl peptidase 10-like. The transcript has 26 exons. Gene Ontology annotation, cellular component: voltage-gated potassium channel complex; plasma membrane. NCBI's taxonomy places the organism in Eukaryota, Metazoa, Chordata, Actinopteri, Syngnathiformes, Syngnathidae. Gene Ontology annotation, biological process: proteolysis; regulation of potassium ion transmembrane transport. The record is from RefSeq and is a predicted model, not a curated record. Bases 206 to 2587 code for a protein of 793 amino acids. Gene Ontology annotation, molecular function: potassium channel regulator activity; serine-type peptidase activity.